Penicillium crustosum is the source of this 354-nucleotide messenger RNA. RefSeq lists its product as uncharacterized. The record is from RefSeq and is a predicted model, not a curated record. The transcript has a single exon. The coding region runs from base 1 to 354 and encodes 117 amino acids. Lineage: Eukaryota; Fungi; Ascomycota; Eurotiomycetes; Eurotiales; Aspergillaceae.
AUGAUGAACGAUUGCGAGGAUGAGGCAAUCCGUGCCGGUCAACUUAUGGAGACUCAGCGUCUCUUGGGCCCAAUACGAGACAGUUGGAAGAGUGGCAACUUCUGGGUCAUGUAUGCCGCUCGGAAUAAUUUUGCAUUCGACUCGAUCUAUUGGCAUGGCCGGUUAUUCUUUGGACGGACUCAAAGCUUUGAUCCUGAAAAUACCUGGAAGAAGAGGCUGCAUCUCUUGACAUCCGAAGAAAAGGAGUACAUAGAUAAAUGUGUAAAGCUGAAGUUUGAAGAAAUGGAUACGAGACCUCUUGUUUGGGACCCGAAUGAGUAUACUCGAGCAUACGAGUAUAAAUGGAUGAAAUGA